This is a messenger RNA of Seriola aureovittata, 2776 nucleotides long. RefSeq lists its product as uncharacterized. Lineage: Eukaryota; Metazoa; Chordata; Actinopteri; Carangiformes; Carangidae. The record is from RefSeq and is a predicted model, not a curated record. Bases 220 to 2427 code for a protein of 735 amino acids. The transcript is spliced from 14 exons.
CCUCACCCAUCUUUAGCUAAAACGACUAUUAUUCCCAGGUCUUAUUUUGUUAAAUCGUCUCUUUAAUGCAACGAUUUCUGUAAGACUGUAAUUUCCCCUAGUAAAUAACAAUUUAACGGUCUAAUGUAAAUGUAAAUAUAAGGUUGGUGGUUUGACAUUAAUGUAAAAUCUAAUAAAAGCUAACUAGCUAGGUGGUUUCGGGGUCAAGGCUACGUCAGGAUGAGUGGAGGAGUCCGGCAGUCGUUGUUUUUCCUCGGGCUCCCAGACCUGAAGAAGCUGGUCUGUGUCACUCUGACGCUCCAGGAGGAAGACGGGGAGCCGAGGAGCAAACAGAUCAAGACCUGCAGAGAGCUGGUGCUGCUGUACUCUGAUGUCCUGGCCUCUCCUGCUCUGGACUCCUUCACUGACAUCACGGUGGUCAUGGCUAUCCCGUUUUUCCACAGAGGCAUCCUCCAGGUGUUUGGACAGAGACGCCGUCUGCAGCUGGGCUCUCCUCAGUGUGUGUUUCCAGGUGUCCUCCAGUGUUGUGUGUCCUACUCGCUGAUCACCAGACUGACUCCCGGCUGGAACAAAGCAGGACUCUACCUCAUCUGUGGAAAAGAUUUUCUGACUGAGAGCGGGAGGCUGAACGCCGUCAGCAUGGAGCUGAGCACCAGGGAGGGCCAGCUGUGCAUCAGCAUUGAGGCCAACACCGUCAGACUGCCCCCAACCACUCUGGAGGACUUUGACCUCCCUCCAUUAGUGCUGAGGAGGUUCUGCUGUGAUCCUGACUGCGUCCUCGACCCCUCCUCCACUGGUGGAGCCAUCUGGUGCCACGUCCUGCCCAGCAUGAAGAAAGGUCAGAUCAUCACCAUCAGCCGUCAGCUGCCCAGAGAUGGACCCUUCAGGACCUACAGAGACCUGCAGAACCACUGGGACCGCCUGUAUGGUUACAGGCUCCCUGAGCUGGCGGAGGAGGAGGUGGUGUACUGCAGUGUUUAUUUCAGACUGGUGGGAGAGAGACUCUUCACGUAUCCUCUGAGCUGCAUCCGCCUGCGCCCGGUGCAGCGCUGCCCCCGGGUCGACCUGCAGGGGGCGCUGGGCUCCUUCCUGUCUGACAUCAGGGACAGAGUGCAGAGUGUGUGUGGCCUCCCUGCACGGCUGACCAGCAAACCCUGUUACCACACAGCCAGUCUGAGCACCGCUGCGUCACUACAGGCGCUGAGCGGUGAGCAGGUCAACCUGACCACCUGCUCCUCCAUCAGACCCGUCCUCACCCAGCUCCCUCCUCUUCCUCCUCCUCCUCCUCCUCCUCCUCCCCGACCUAUGAGGCCCUCCUUUGGGUCGCAGCCACCGGCCAGGACCCCUCUCUCCCAGCAGGACGGAGCUCAGGGGCUUCUGGGUAACGGAUGUGGAUUUGGGAGCGGUCUGAGUCAAAGCCCAGGGUGUGGAGGAGUCAGAGACCGGCCUUCGUCAUCCUCCUCUUCCUCUUCCUCUUCCCUCUCACGUGUUUCUUUUUCCUUUUCUGAUUCCUCAGGUUACCAGUCAGCUACUUCCCUCUCCUCUUCCUGCUCUUCCUCCUCUUCCUCCUCUCUCCCGCUCUUCCAGACAGCUUCAUCCCUCACUUCCUCCUCCUCUUCAGUCCUCCCCCCUCUUCCUCCCCUGAGUCAAUCCUUGGUGAACCCUCCUCCUAAACUGGUUCCCAUCUUCAAGAACAAGCAUCCAUCACGCCACGUUAACGUCGCCCUGCUGCGGGUGCAGAAGCAGAGGGAGCAGCUGGGCGGAGGAGGGGAGGAGAGGAAGAGGAGGGUGACACUACCCUCGUUUGGGAAGAACAGACCUGCCACUGCUCCUCCUCUUCCUCCUCCUACUUCUUCUUCUUUUCCAUCCCUCCCAAUUCCUCUUCCAGUCUUUCCUCACUUCAACCGUCGCCCCAAACCCCACAUCAGCACCGGCCCUCCGCCGUCAGCUCACCCCAAAGUCAAGCACAUCUCCAGCCUCAGUCCUGCAUCUAAGACUCAACCCGGGUUCAUCCUCGCUCCAAAGCCAGAGAUGAAGCUUAAAACCAAGUCCAGCUCCAAAACCAGCGUGAGGUUCAGCUCUGAAAGCAAAACUGUUUGUGAUUCGAGCCACAAACUGCAGCAAGAAGCAACAAAACGAGCGUCAGCUGCACCGACUGAGGCUCCGCAACCUGCGACACUCUCCGACAUCUCCAACAAGGAUUCUUCCCACAGCAGACAGGAAGUUGUGUUUGAGUCCAAGCCGAAGAAGUCCAGAGCUGCUGUACGAGACGUGGAUGUGGAGAAAAUGGCCAGAAGCAACCAGUUGUCCAGGCUGAACUCUGCGACUCUCUCGUCCUGGUUGAGAGGAAGAGGAGUUCUAGUCGGCGCAAAACAGAAGAAGGAGGAGCUUAUGCUGAAGGUCAUGAGCUGCCUGGCCGAGGCCUGAGAGACACACACACACACACACACACACACACACACACACACACACACACACACACCAUAUCUACUUAAUAGACUUACUUUGGAGUAUUAACGCUGCACUAAGCUCCUCAUUGAAGGAUUUGAUGUAGAAUCUGGCCGUCAGCUGGAACAGAUGAGAGCUUCUCAUCCUCUAAUUGAAAUGCUGAAGAUUUGCCAAAGUGAAAUUCUCGUGUCCCAUAAAGUGACUGUGGGUCCACAGGAAGUGACAGAGUGAAACUACAGAGGGAAGUUCUCUCUCUCUCUCUCUGUCUCUCUCUCUGUCUCUCUCUCUGUCUCUCUCUCUCUCUGUCUCUCUCUGUCUCUCUCUCUCU